AUGAAAGAGAAGAAUUUCUUUUCUGUUUUGUGGACCAUUGUAGAUCAUGAAGGUGUCAGUGGAUUGAUGAAAGGAAGUUUAGUUAGAGUUUUUGAUACACUUUCCACAACUUUUCUCACAUCAACCAUUAGACCUUCAAUUGAAACAGCUCUCGGUCAAUCAAGCAAUUUAAUAGAACCUUCCUGUAUCGUUACCUCAAGUAUUCUUCUCUAUCCUUUACGAAUUCUAGUCAGACGUUUACAAUCUCAAACAGCUCUCGAUGAAAAGCAAUCACCACUUGCAAAGUUUUCCUUAAUUCUCAAAAAGGAAGGUCCUUCUUCUUUCUAUUCUGGAUUUCCAUUCUUCAUUCUCUUGACCUUCAUUCAUCAUUUGACCCAGCUCUCUAUUCAAAAUACUUUACAAUAA
This is a messenger RNA of Naegleria gruberi, 405 nucleotides long. RefSeq lists its product as uncharacterized. The transcript has a single exon. Bases 1 to 405 code for a protein of 134 amino acids. The record is from RefSeq and is a predicted model, not a curated record. Lineage: Eukaryota; Heterolobosea; Eutetramitea; Acrasida; Naegleriidae.